AUGGCCCGCUUUCUUGCCGUAGCAGCAUGUCUGUCUGUGAUUGCCUCGGCCCAUCCACUGUCGGCCAGGCUGUAUCCUACAGUCCUACGCAGAGACACCACGGCAGCCAGCGUUGAGCCUGCAUCGGCCAUUUCCCUCUACUAUCAGGAUGUCAACUCCAGCUCCAUUGGGGCUCUCGUCCAAGCCGACUUGCAUCUCCCCUCCAUCGUCCUCGAAGACGUCAAUGACGUGUCAAGCGUGACCUGCUCCGCUGAAAGCGUGACGGUGAAGUUCAAUUCGACCACCACCUUCAACCAAGCAUACACUUCCUGGCCUCGCUCAGACCUCCUCCUCGUCACCAACCACCUGGGCAACUGCGACGCGGAAGCCGAGCGCGGAAUCUACCACGCAGCCUCUCUCCUCUUCGACGCCUCCACUCUAACCAUCACCGCCUCCACCAGCAAAACCAACCUCCAGGAGCAAGCCAAAACCGUCACCAUCGCCUUCGGGCACCCCGUCCCAUCCAAACACAAGCGCGAGCUCGCCGCCAGCGUCGACCUCGCCUGGUCAGGCGACCUCAUCCGCACCACCGGGCUAACCAUCCACGCCAACGAAGCCACCCUCGACGCUGCCGUAACCAUCGACGGGGUCAUCGCAUACAACAUCGAGACCAAAACCGCCACAACCCUCGGCCUCGACAUCGCCGUCGCGCUCGACUCGACGCUCAGCCUCUCCGUCUCGGCCGCAGGGUCGUUCCUGCGCAACGUCUACACCUACAAAUGGAGCCCCAUCGAGGGCGCGGGCUUCUCCAUCCCCGGGAUCCUGACCGUGGGGCCGGUGCUUGAUCUCAACGUCGGGGUCGACAUGGGGAUGAACGGGACGGCAGAUGUCAGCAGCAACAUGACCAUGGCGACGAACGGGCUGUUCCAUCUCGAUCUGCUCAAUAUGACGGAUAGUUCGGCGAGUGGUGUCGCGCCGACAGCGACGACCACGUCGAGAAUGGACACCGCGGCGGAUAUGCAGCUGGAUCCGUUCGUUGGGGUGGAGGUGGGCGUGACUGUGAAUCUGUUCGAGGGGCUGCUUGAUUUGUCGUCUGGGUUGGCGGCCCGCGCCACGGUGGUGAAUGUGUUUAAUGUUGAUGCGGAUAUGGUGGUUGGUGCGGAUGGGAAUGUCACGCUGGUUCCUCCGGCGGAUGGCAGCGGGGGCUGCCAGAAUGGGUAUUGGUUUACGAGCGACUUUUGGUUUAAUGUCACGGCGAAGAUGACGGCGCUGUUUACGGCGGAUCUGUAUCAUUUUGAUAUGCCUAUGAUUCAGACCGAGUGUAUUGCCUUUUAG
Molecule: messenger RNA, 1314 nt
Organism: Aspergillus viridinutans
Lineage: Eukaryota; Fungi; Ascomycota; Eurotiomycetes; Eurotiales; Aspergillaceae
Exons: 1
Coding region: 1-1314 (437 amino acids)
Source: RefSeq, a predicted model, not a curated record